This is a messenger RNA of Gossypium arboreum, 862 nucleotides long. RefSeq lists its product as uncharacterized. The record is from RefSeq and is a predicted model, not a curated record. The transcript has 2 exons. Gene Ontology annotation, molecular function: electron transfer activity. The coding region runs from base 67 to 627 and encodes 186 amino acids. Lineage: Eukaryota; Viridiplantae; Streptophyta; Magnoliopsida; Malvales; Malvaceae.
CCAUCAACUUCAGCUCCAUUUCUUUUAGCUGAAUCUUAUAUUGAGUCUUGAAAUUUGACUGUGAAAAUGGGUUUCACGUUUGCAUAUCGACUUAUCUUAGUCGUGGCAGUUGCUUCCGUGUUGGGAAUAAGCCUGGCCAAUAAAGACUGGGGCUCCCCUAACUCCAACUAUACUGGCUGGGGUUGGGGUUGGGGUUGGGGCUCCUCUAAGUCUAACCACACUGGUCAGGGCUUUAAUAACCAUCCCUUGAAUGAAACUCAAGGAUCCAAAAAGAUCAUUGUUGGUGGAUCAGAAAACUGGCAUUUUGGCUUCAACUACUCCAAUUGGGCAGUCAACAAUGCACCCUUUUACUUCAACGAUACUCUAGUGUUCAAGUACGAUCCACCAAGCAAUGCCACAUUCCCUCACAGCGUUUACUUGUUUCCCGACCGAUGGAGCUACUUGAAUUGCGACUUAAAGAGAGCAAAGAUGGUGGCAAACACAACCGAAGGCGGUGGCGAUGGGUUCGAGUUUGUGCUGAAGAGGUGGACACCCUAUUACUUUGCUUGUGGUGAACGUAAUGGCUUCCAUUGUAAGGUCGGCAGCAUGAGGUUCAUGGUGAUGCCACUCUUUCGUUGGCAUUACUAAACUCUUGGAGAUUAUCUCAGAGAAAGAUCGACAUUCAACAUAACUCACAUACAUAUACGGUUUUAUUUCACUUUGUUGACAAAAUUAAUGUGUGAUUCUUUCUUAAUAUGGUUGAGAAGCUACUAGUUUGGUUUAUUUUAUGUUGUAAUGAUGCAAAAUAAGACAUGUUAUAAUUGCAUUUAAAAAUUAUAUUGAUAAAUAAAUUAACCUUUCUUAAUUUGUUUCAAAGAAAGAA